Molecule: messenger RNA, 667 nt
Organism: Chaetomium fimeti
Lineage: Eukaryota; Fungi; Ascomycota; Sordariomycetes; Sordariales; Chaetomiaceae
Exons: 1
Coding region: 153-377 (74 amino acids)
Source: RefSeq, a predicted model, not a curated record
GGGGGUCAUAGCUUCAUUUCGACGAGUUACGAAUAUUGGUCACUUUUCUCUCUUCUUCAAACUCCCCACAACCUCUAUGUUUUCUCCCAUCUCUCAAAAAUAAGCCCAUUGCGCUAUUUGACAGGCAAUUGGCCCCGAGUGUAAGAUCAUAAAUGCCCUUCGUUGUGGCGGCCCAUCUCUUGAUUGAUUUCUUUUGUGCGGAAGCUAUAUUGCAUCGGGUUAGGGUUCAAUCCAGGGGCGAUUUGACCAUGAAUAGGGGCACAUCUCAUCACUCGACAGACACCAGUUAUUCCGCUUUGGUUAUAUCCUUUCUUAUUUCUGAACUAUCGAGAUGCUCCGGCCCUUUUCCCUUUUCUUCACUUGAAGUGCCCUUCUAAAUCCAAGCAUGGAAAAGCUGCUGGCAAUCCUCAGCCCGAUCCCAGAUCCGCAUCUGCCCCCCGCUCGGCCUUGGAAGCCCACCGUUUCAGGUUCCGGAGCAGGAAGGCCUCCCAUUUGACGAGGAAGAGCUGUCUGUAUGCAAGCUAAAAUGUCUCAUCACAAUGGGACGGCGUUUCUGGAUCGGGGCGCAUCGGAUUCCAUAUUUGGUUGACCAUCUCGGUAUCUAUACAUAGGUAACAUGUACAACUUGUGAUGAUGCGGAGAGUGGCAACAAGACGGGAGACGCAUG